This is a messenger RNA of Nezara viridula (southern green stink bug), 702 nucleotides long. The record is from the annotation of a GenBank genome assembly. NCBI's taxonomy places the organism in Eukaryota, Metazoa, Arthropoda, Insecta, Hemiptera, Pentatomidae.
AUGGUCGGAGGUAGCUCGGAGCUGCUAAUCGACCCCUCGGCGGAGCUGCGAAAGCGGAAGCUGAUCGAGCUCUCCAAGCAGCGGCCCCGGGCCGUCCCCAGGACCUGCCGCCAGCGGGCGUCUUUUUACGCCACAUCCUUCUUCGUCCUGGCGGCGGUCUGCGCCGGCUCCUGUAUUCUCUUCCUCGUCCCGCUCUACGUGGACCCAGCCAUCAGCACCCUCGUCGCCGAUUUCGUGCCACAGCCCGUCCUCUGUACCACCCUCAGGAAGGAGGAACACUCCGGCAUCUUCAACUGUACCUGGUCCUCUUGCCGCGAGGGCUGUACUUCCGACAUGUACCGCUGCACACACAUAUACGUCAACUACACGCCCUACGGCAACGACACAGAGCUGGAGGGUGAAGCCACACUCUUAGUCAACAUCAAGGGGUGCGGUUACCCGCCGGACGUCAACUGCUCCAACUUCACCGCGGAGUACGGGAAGGAGUCAGCCGUGUUCCCGUGCCACUACAGCCGCCAGAACAGGACGAUUGUGAUGCGGCACUACGAUAGGGACAGACAAGUGGAGAUAAUUAUCAACUACUUUGCCAUACCCUUCGUCAUAACCGUUGUGACGUCGGUCGUCCUUUGUGUCAUGCAUUGCGACUGCAGGAGGACCCCGCCACCGGUAGUGCGGAGGACGAGGAUUCACGAUCAAAGGUAA